This is a messenger RNA of Orbicella faveolata, 4461 nucleotides long. RefSeq lists its product as uncharacterized. The record is from RefSeq and is a predicted model, not a curated record. Gene Ontology annotation, molecular function: microtubule binding. Gene Ontology annotation, biological process: spindle assembly. Gene Ontology annotation, cellular component: HAUS complex; mitotic spindle microtubule. Lineage: Eukaryota; Metazoa; Cnidaria; Anthozoa; Scleractinia; Merulinidae.
UGGAUUUGGAAUUAUUCGUUCCCAGGCCCGUGUGAGGAUCUUUUCACCGCAGAGGUGAACUGGUACAGUGUAUCUAAGUGCUUGUACUUCAUUUUUGUGGCGCGAAUCGAGAGAAAUCUACCGAAUUCAUCUCGGAUUCAAGAAAGUCCACUUGAAAAUUUUGACCUUGUUGCAUUCCUGCGUUGCUGCUGAUGUUGCUCAUUAUAUAGCCAUGAAUGAAUGUAUUAAACCCGUUGGUAUAAUGCCGAAUCAUUUAGACUUACGCGAGAUCACGUUCACAAACUUGUUGCUGUUGGAUUUCAACCCUGCAGAAAUGGAGUCCAAAUACAGAGUAGUGUUUAACCGUGACAUGUUUGUAUUACCAAACAAGAAAGCUAUGGAAGUUGUUAUGCAUUUUCUUUUCACAAGACUUCAUCCACAGCUGGCAUAUGAAGAGUUUAGAGAUUGUUGGCCUGUCCGUGAUAAACUACUUGAACAACAGUUUAGAAAAGUCUGCUUCAACUGGGUAUCCAGAAUACAGAAGGAAGACCCAGAAGCAAGGUUACCUAGAAUUGUUCAAUCUCUUUUCCACUCUCCUGGAGGAGACCGUUUUUACUCAUUUCUUCAUCACUUCUCCUUGUAUAUUUUAACAAAAGUUAUGUACCGUGAUCAUGGUAAAAUAAUCAGUAUUCCUACUUUUCCAACAAAGACAGUUCAUAACCAUUCCUUUACUCAUGUCAUGUCAAAAGCACUGGAAGCUCAUUACAUUGUGCUAAAGAAGAGAUUUAUAGAGUUUACCCAGCAUGCAGUAGAAGUGGAACAUCAUUGGAAAGAAUUUGCCAUGGAGUCUACAAAGGAGUUUAGAUCUUUAGUAAAAAAGAAGCGUGAUCUUGAAAGACAAGUUAUGGAAUUGGAUGGAAUGAUUGGACCACGAGGUACAAAUACUGGUAUGAAAACAGACUACCAAGAAGAAGUAGAAGCUCUCAAAAGAACACAAAGUUUGCAAAAGAUCCGUGAUCUCUGGGCUGGAAUUGCUGAAUUCCACUCUGUACAAGCUCCUCAGAGAAGAAUAGUGGAUUCAGUGCUUAAUGGUGAAGCAAAUAAAUACCACAUUGAUGCUUCUGAGAUUCAACCAAGGGUUCCAGACUUGCUGUUGAGAGACUGUGAAAGAGAGAUAAGAAAGAGAAAUAUCGAGGACACUUACAUUGGUGGAAAAGUGAAUCUUUUUAGCCUGAUUCAACUAUGGAAUUUGUCUCUUAGCAAAAUCAAGGAGCAAAUUUCUCAAGAGCCUCUUCCCAGUUUUGAAGAUGAAAGUCCAACAAUGAGAUCAGCACUUCACACUCAUCAUGCUCAUCUUACCAAUGCCAAGUCUCUCAGGGCAGCAAUUGAGGAGACAAUGCCUGCCAUGAAGGAAUCUAUCAAGGAAAUGAAGUUGCAAUGUUACAGGACUCUGGAACAGAAACAGAGCAAGCCAUUAGAGGCACCUGUCUUAUUUAAUCUAGGCCUGGUGCCUCCUACCCCUCCAGUAUCCUUUGCUGCUGCCGACACACCAGCUGCAGAGAGGAUCACAUCUUUUCAAGAAAGUCUAAAGAUGUCACCAGAUACAGUUUCUACUCCAGAUGUGAUCCAAGCAUGGACCAAAUCUGCCAGAAGAAAACAGUUACAUGACAAACAAGAAUCCGUCUCAAAGCUUAAAGACAAAAAGGCUGUGCCUUCAAGACUUCCACGACCACAACAGCAUCCGCCACCAAAUCAAACUCUAAACGCCAUGACGGUAACCUCCAAGUCAACUGAGAGGAGGAAAACGAAGUCUUCUGCACAAGUCCAUACUGAGAAAAGUGUCAGCUAUCCACAUUAUGUUACCCCAAGAGCAAAGCAAGUUAAGAAUGGAUCAAAAGAUUUGCCAGUAAACCUGAAACCACAGAAUAUUUUAGCAGAUCAGAUUGCAGAUGCCAUUGCAAUGACCGAAACGACCUCUAGUUCUCUGUCGUCCUCAGCUCCUUCUUCUCGUUCCAGCACUCCCCAGGCUCAAGCAUUAGUGGAUCCUGUAGGUGCUUUAGGACAAGAUGCUUUUCAGCCUCGAGAUCGUAUACCAAGAACACCAGCCAAGACGGAGCCGACUGGAUACAAGGAUUCAGCGGAAAAAACCUUGCUUCAACCAAGACGUGACACCAAACCUGGUCGUUUUCUCGAAACCAUCCUUGAUGAGUCUGCUGAAUCAGCCGGUCCCAGUCCAGUUAAGGAAGAAGCUGUAACUAGCCUCAGUUGGUCUGAUGUCAGAUUCCCUCCGAAUUCACUCAAUACUUCUCUGUUUCACGAAACACCACCUGAGAAUGGUACGUCAUCUGCGCUUCCGACCACAAUUCCUGACUUUUCUGAUGUAAAGAUCGCUUCAAACCCUGCUGUAAAUGAGCGUUUUAACCACUCCAUUGCUAAGUCCACGCCAAAGUCUGUUAAGAAAGCUCUCUUUGAGGAAUCGCCCCAAUCCCAAGAAGUGUCAUCGCAACAACAGCAUGUCACACCGAGGCACCAAGUUACACAUCAAACACCAAUGUCAGCCAGGGUACCUCUGUCCAUGGGGCCAUCACCACAACUUGAUUUCUGGCUGCUUCCCCAUGAUAGAAAUCUGGAUAAUUCUGGUGUUCAGGCCACGCCUAUGUCAGCGAGAAGUGACCUCUUUGAAGAAACGUCUUUAGAGAGUGGUAAUUCGUCGUUCAAUGGCAUUGAAUAUCUCAGUAGAUUUGGUGAGCAGGCUGCACCCGAAACAGAUGAAGUCGCUCUAUCAGUGGAAAGAAGAUCGCAACCUGAUCUUUUUCGGUUGCAACUGGGUGGCUCCCCUGUUCGUUCAGAGAUGCAACCUACAUCAGAAUCAGAGAACAAUUCACUCCUUCCGAAUUCUUACCAAGAGCAGCGAGAUUAUACCGCCGAGCUUAAACUUGUUGACACAAGAGAGUUUGUUGAAAGACUGAACAGGAUCAAGCAGCCAUCUCUGCAACGUGGCGCUAGUGGUUCACCACACAGUCCCUCAGGAGAGCAAACGCCCUUAGACACAGCUCGGAUUAGAGGAGCGUCAACACUACACGACAGUGCAACACGUGAAAUGGGCUUUGACCCUUCAGCUGUACUCACCACACCUAAUUCAAGCCAGAUGUCCUAUUUCGGGGAUACACGGCCAGGGCGUGGCACUCUUUUGGAGCAGGAUGAAACGAUCCAAUCCCAUUCAAGUGUGCAUCAAACACCGAAGCCAGCCGCAUUUUUUAGAGAAACGUCAUUUCAAAAUACCUCAUCCUCUUCAUAUGAGGUCGACACUUCAGCGCUGAUUCAGAGACUAAAUAAGAUUAAACUAACACAACAAUCGUUUACUACACCACAUUACACGCCAUCAAAACCGCUAACCUCCCAGGCUGAAGAAAGCUUCCCUGGGAAACAGAAUGCGGUGCAAACGCCUUCAGACACGUCACUUCUGGCCAGCAGGUUGGACCAAAUAAAACAGGCGCAAAAGAGCCAACAGGUCACCCCUGGAUCCAACACCGAUGGAGACUUGAGUACUAGUCGUACAAGUGAGCCAGCGUUGCUCACACCGCUGACUCCAAGCAGUAGGGGCACACCUUCGGAUGAUGGUACCAAGAAUGACUUUGCAAAUUUUUCAUUCAACUCCCCUCCGCAAACGACAAGUCUCCCUCAUUCACCGUAUUCUCCUCUCGAUAAAAGUUUCUUACAAACACCUCUAAAAAGCGACGUGGAUUUUACCAGUCCCUUUCAAGGAACACCUCCCGCAGUUUCAUCAGAGGGAGGCUUGAAUAGUGGAGGUCUGGCACUGUUUGAAGGUUUGCCAUGGGAGACAGCAACACCGAAGCUUCCACAAAGAAACACAAAUAGGACAGGUCUUGUUUCUGAAGAAAAAAGUUCCACGACAUCUCACAUGAUAAAUGGUCUUCAUACUUCCGUACCUUUCAGCAUAUCGUCGCCGCUUUUAAUAAAUUCUGUUCAGCGCCCGGACAAUUCCCACGGCGGCCCUGGGACGAAACAAACUCCUUCAAGCCUCUCUGCUCAAGAAACAUCACCGCGUCUUGAUCUGCUGGCGUCUCCGUACUCCUACCAAGGGGAUGUUUCGAGUCAUGUGACACCCUCGUGGCAAGAUCUCCGUCACUCGCCUGUGAUUGGUCAGUUAAUUGACUUUGAGUAGCUUUUUAAUUUUAGGCAGAACACGGUGCGCGUGGAGCUAAUCAUAAACCGAACAUCAACAUUAACGGUAUUUGUUAUUGUGCACUUUUCGCUUGUAGAAUAUUCCACCUCAACUGAAAUGAACAAAAAUGAAAAGUAACUUGUGAACAAUGUGAAUACGACUGUUAUGAGAAUCACCGAAUGACGGCUAUGUUGCUAUAAUACCGUGAUUACUGUUCCACGGCGUGUAUUUUAAACCUUGGAAUUUGUGGAUUGGGGUAAACUAAAAGGAUAUAAAUAAGAAGAAAGCUUACUAGA